AUGAAGGACAUUAUUUGUGCCGACAGGUACCGCGUUAACCGCAAAGUCGCCGAGGGAGGCUUUGGGCUUGUCUAUGAAGGAACGGAUAUGCAGUCGGGCGAGGAUGUCGCUUUGAAACUCACAUACUAUGAUGAGGCCAAGAGCGCCGGCCCCAUGCUGAUCAAACAGGAAAACGAUGUGUACAAGGAGCUGUCCGGCGGGGUGGGAAUCCCCAAAGUACGACUCUUUACUUUCGAGGACGAGUACUAUGUGCUGGUUCUGGAUCUCUUGGGUCCGUCGCUGGAGGACCUGUUCAAUUAUUGCGCCAAAAGCUUCUCGCUCAAGACCAUCCUUCUCAUCGCCGACCAAGCCAUCUCCAGGAUCGAAUACAUCCAUUCCAAGGGCAUCCUCCAUCGCGAUAUCAAACCGGAAAAUUUCGUCAUGGGGGUGGGAAAGCAGGGUAAUACGCUCUACGCAAUCGAUUUUGGCAUCGCACAGUCUUUUGAAGAGGCUCAGUCUUGUAGGAAUGCAACGGGUCGCCAGCUAGUUGGGACCAGACGAUACGCAAGCAUCAGAGCCCACAAUGGCCGCCAACAAUCUUGGGCCGACGACUUGGAGUCUCUCGGUUAUGUCUUGGUAGAAUUUGCCCGCGGCUCCCUACCGUGGCAGGGCAUCAAGGCCGCCACCGAGGACGAACGGAGGGCGCGGGUAGGGGAAAUCAAGGAGAGCUUGUCAGGUGAGGAACUGUGUGACGGCUUUCUCCCGAAAGAAUUCGCUACGUAUAUCAACUAUACCCGAUCACUGGAUUUUGAUGAUAAGCCGGACUACUCGUACCUCCGUCGAAUUUUCAGCCGCCUCUUUCGAGCAAAGGGAUUCAAAUACGACUACAUUUUCGACUGGACCGAAAAGUUAUUCUACGAGCAGCUACAAGGUGAGGGGGAGGAUCCUGUCGAUUCUUGAGAGUAUGUACCUUGCGUGGGUCAGUACAAUUCGGAAACGGACACGACAUGGCGCACGUGAUCACGUGAUGCUCAUGGAUCACCACCACCACGCCAAACACAAGCUGCCAACGACCAAUUGCAAUAUACCAUAUAC
Messenger RNA from Neurospora tetrasperma FGSC 2508, 1074 nucleotides. RefSeq lists its product as uncharacterized. Gene Ontology annotation, cellular component: nucleus; cytoplasm. Lineage: Eukaryota; Fungi; Ascomycota; Sordariomycetes; Sordariales; Sordariaceae. Gene Ontology annotation, biological process: peptidyl-serine phosphorylation; signal transduction. The transcript is spliced from 3 exons. Gene Ontology annotation, molecular function: protein serine/threonine kinase activity; ATP binding. The record is from RefSeq and is a predicted model, not a curated record. The coding region runs from base 1 to 939 and encodes 312 amino acids.